Messenger RNA from Zychaea mexicana, 1646 nucleotides. RefSeq names its product major facilitator superfamily domain-containing protein. Gene Ontology annotation, molecular function: transmembrane transporter activity. The coding region runs from base 1 to 1395 and encodes 464 amino acids. The record is from RefSeq and is a predicted model, not a curated record. NCBI's taxonomy places the organism in Eukaryota, Fungi, Mucoromycota, Mucoromycetes, Mucorales, Lichtheimiaceae. The transcript has 5 exons. Gene Ontology annotation, biological process: transmembrane transport.
AUGAAACUCUGGAUAUAUAUAACAAUCACUGGAUUUUCAAGCACAAUUUACUUUCCAGGUAUCCCCGCCAUUAACGAAGAGUUAAACGCUCCUCCUCUUGCCACAACAUUGGCAGCUUCAAUUUUCGUUUUGUUUUUGGGUUUCGCACCAAUAAUAUGGAGCGCAAUAUCCGAUUUUUACGAAAUACGUCGCUUCCUUAUAAUGUUUUCAAUGGUUCUCUUCGCUUGCUCGUCACUUGGAGCUGCCCUUGUUAAUAACAUCUGGGCCUUGGUCGCACUUCGAUGCGGCCAGGCUAUCGGUGCUGCAUCUGCAGGUCCUGUUGGCGGCGGUAUCCUUACCGACUUGUAUACUGUCGAAGAACGCGGUACUGCGUUUGGAAAGCUAUUUCUUGGAAUGUUCCUUGGUCCCAUCGUCGGUCCUACUAUUGGCGGAUUUUUGACUAUCAGCAAUAGCACUUGGCGCGCCGCUUUCUGGUUCUGCUUUGCUUUUGGUGCCUUUGUCGUUAUCGUUGCAUUCAUUUUCUUGCCAGAAACAUUUCGUGACAGCGAAAAGUUUAGUGUGGAGGAAAAGCUCCCUACAACAGCAAUAACAUCAUCAACUAUAAUAGCACCAGAGACGUCAUCGGUGGACACAGCAACUGCGGGUAUCGACAAAGUUAUAGCCCACCAUGAAGAAAACCAAGCAAGGAAGAAGAAAAAGGUGGUUAACCCGCUCCGUCCAUUUUUACUGUUAUUCUACCCGAACAUUUUGUUGACCUCUCUGGCCAGCGGCAUCGCAUUCGCGAGUAUGUUUACACUCGAUACUCUUCUUUCCCCAAUUUUUGAGCAAAAGUAUCAGUUUAACGCUUGGCAAGUAGGCUUAAGCUAUCUAGGUGCAGGUUGCGGUCACUUACUUGGUACCUUUACCAAUGGUCAACUUUCGGAUCGUUUGCUAAUGUCGUCACGAGCCAAACGUGGUGGACGACACAAAGUGGAAGAUCGCAUCACAAUUAAUUUGUGGCCGUGUUUCUUAAUAUUUAUGCCUGGCGGAGUACUACUGUUCGGUUGGAGCAUCAAUAAUAAUCUCACCUACUGGGCACCCAUCAUUGGUUAUGGCAUCCAGUGUUUCGGUGUAAGCCAAAUCAUGUCCGCUUUAGGUGCCUAUUGGUCUGAUGCGAUACAUCCUAGCCAGGCGGCUUCAGUCAAUGCAGCAGGCAUCUUUUGCUCGAUGGUACUUGGCUGCUGUUUAAGCCUUACUGCUCCUCCAAUGGUUGAAAAAAUUGGUAUUGGGUACUACUCAGUUUUCCUCGCCGGACUUAGUUGGCUCUCGGCUGGCCUCUUACUUAUAGUCAAGCUGAACGGGCAAAGAAUCCGUCGUCAUCUCGGUUAUGAACAAGAUACAGAACGAAAUGAUUGAAUACUCUUUUUAUAUACAACUAUGUCCUUUAUAUCCGAAUUACUCACUGAGAAAGUGAAACCCUUACUUGAAUAUGUACUCUAUUUUACACGUUGUUGUUGUAUGCGACUUUAUCUUGUGUGCAUCACUCUCAUAUGGGGCUUUGUUUGGCAUAGCUCGCUUACACAUAGAAAAAGUAAAAAUGCGGAUACAAUGGUAAUAAAUGCAGGUGUGGCUUCUUGGAAAAAUGAUCUUAUACAUGCACCUCUACC